CUCCCAUUGGCUGAUGGUAUUGAAAAUAGAGAGAGCAUCUUUCAAAACUACUCGCCAUCCUCCCUCUUGACUGCCUGUCGUUGGUAAUAUACAUCUAACGCAUCGCUGUUCAUUCACACUUCCAUCAAGCAAUACCUAGACUGCAGGGGUCUAGAAGUUUAAAGGGACUCGGCAUUGACGUUUACCAUCGAUACCUCUGAGCUGGACACCACCAUUAUUUCACCAUGACGUCGGCUCGACUGAUUGCUGCUUCCUCUCUUCGAGGUAUGCCUCGACAUGUCUCUCUGAACAAGAGGGGACUGGCGACGGCCGCUUCAAAGAUUGGAAGUCAAAAAGUUGCCAUGAGCAACCUUGAAAAGGGAAAGUACAUAAAUUACCAAAAGAUGGAAGACAACCUCAACGUCGUCCGGUCAAGACUCAACCGACCUCUGACUUAUGCUGAGAAAAUCGUCUACGGUCAUUUGGACAACCCCCACGAGCAGGAGAUCGAGCGAGGUGUCUCGUACCUCAAACUCAGGCCGGACCGCGUAGCAUGCCAAGAUGCGACUGCCCAGAUGGCUAUUCUCCAGUUCAUGUCCGCUGGACUUCCUCAAACUGCCGUCCCCACGUCUGUGCACUGUGAUCACUUGAUCCAAGCUCAAGUUGGAGGUGAGAAGGAUCUCGCUAGGGCUAUCGACAUCAACAAGGAGGUCUAUGACUUCUUGGCUACUGCCUGUGCGAAAUACGGAAUCGGUUUCUGGAAACCAGGAAGUGGUAUCAUCCACCAGAUUAUUCUCGAGAACUAUGCUGUCCCCGGUCUUAUGAUGAUUGGAACUGAUUCUCACACACCCAACGCUGGUGGUCUCGGAAUGGUCGCUUGUGGUGUUGGUGGUGCCGAUGCAGUCGAUGUCAUGGCCAACAUUCCUUGGGAACUUAAAGCACCCAAGGUCAUCGGUGUGUACCUUGACGGAAAAAUGGGCGGAUGGACAACUCCCAAAGACGUCAUUCUCAAGGUCGCCGGAAUUCUCACUGUCAAGGGAGGAACCGGUGCCAUCAUCGAAUACCACGGACCUGGUGUCGAGUCUCUCUCUUGUACCGGUAUGGCCACCAUCUGUAACAUGGGAGCCGAAAUCGGUGCCACCACCUCACUCUUCCCCUUCAACAAGCGAAUGAGCAGCUACCUCGAGGCCACCAACCGAAGUGCCAUUGCUCGAUAUGCCGAAGACUUCCAACACAACUUGCAACCCGAUAAGGAUUGCGAGUAUGACCAGAGGAUUGAAAUUGACCUGAGCACCCUCGAACCCCACAUUAACGGACCUUUCACUCCUGAUCUCGCCACUCCCAUCUCCAAAUUCGCCUCGGAAGUCAAGAAGAACUCGUGGCCAUCCGAGCUUAAAGUCGGUCUCAUUGGGUCCUGCACCAACUCGUCCUACGAAGACAUGAGCCGAUCCGCCCACAUUGCCAACGAGGCUGCUUCGCACGGUCUCAAGGCAAAGUCUCAGUUCACCAUUACCCCUGGAUCUGAGCAAGUCCGAGCCACGAUCGAGCGAGAUGGAUUCAUCGAGUCAUUCGAGAAAAUCGGAGGUGUCGUCUUGGCCAACGCUUGUGGACCUUGUAUCGGACAGUGGGACCGAAAAGACGUCAAGAAGGGCGAAGCCAACUCUAUCGUCACAUCCUACAACCGAAACUUCACCGGGCGAAACGACGCAAACCCUGCCACUCAUGCCUUCGUCACUUCCCCUGAUCUCGUUACUGCCAUGGUCUUUGCUGGAGACUUGAGCUUCAACCCUCUCACCGAUUCACUCAAGGGAUCCGAUGGCAAAGAGUUCAAAUUCUCGGAGCCCAAGGGCUACGAGCUCCCCGCCAAGGGAUACGACCCAGGUCAAAACACUUUCCAGGCUCCUCCCAAGGAUGGCGCUUCAGUCAACGUCGCUGUCUCACCUUCCUCUGACCGAUUGCAACUUCUCAAGCCCUUCAAGCCUUGGGACGGAAAAGACAUCAUUGAAGCCCCUGUUCUUAUCAAGGCCAAGGGCAAGUGCACUACCGACCAUAUCUCUGCUGGGGGACCAUGGCUUAAGUACCGAGGUCACUUGGAGAACAUUUCGCAGAACAUGUUGAUUGGAGCUAUCAAUGCUGAUAACGGCGAGGCCAACAACGUCUUGAACCAACAGGAUGGAUCUUUCGGCCCCGUCCCUACCGUCGCCGCCUCUUACCGAGAUGCGGGCAUCCCAUGGGUUGUCGUCGGAGACGAAAACUACGGUGAAGGAUCUUCUCGAGAGCACGCCGCACUUGAACCUCGAUUCCUUGGGGGUCGAGCUGUCAUUUGCCGAUCGUUUGCCCGAAUCCACGAGACCAACUUGAAAAAGCAAGGCAUGCUUCCUCUCUGGUUCAAGAACCCUGCGGACUAUGACAAAAUCUCUGGAACUGACAAGAUCUCCAUCCUCGGAUUGAACAGCUUCAAACCUGGACAGGAUCUCGAUGUUGAAAUCACCCACAAGGAUGGUGGAAAGGAGAAGAUCAAGGUGACUAGCUCUAUCAACGAAGGCCAAUGGGGAUGGUUCAAAGCUGGAUCUGCCCUCAACAUGAUGGCUGCCAAUGCUAAGAAGCAGUAGGUUGGACGCGCGCGCGCGAAGGGAGGCAUGAGUGGAGGAGAUAUAACGAAGUCGUCUGUUCUUUCUCUUUCGGAAUUUUUUUCGGCUAAAGGAUGCUCAGCAGCCUGACCUGAGUAGAGCCACAGUGUCCCUUCCUCCAUUCUUCAUCAGCAUAGUGUGUGAUGCUUGUAACGUGAUGCAAAGAGACCUGUCCCAAUGAA
Molecule: messenger RNA, 2791 nt
Organism: Kockovaella imperatae
Lineage: Eukaryota; Fungi; Basidiomycota; Tremellomycetes; Tremellales; Cuniculitremaceae
Product: aconitase family-domain-containing protein
Exons: 9
Coding region: 225-2591 (788 amino acids)
Biological process (GO): tricarboxylic acid cycle
Cellular component (GO): mitochondrion; cytosol
Molecular function (GO): aconitate hydratase activity; 4 iron, 4 sulfur cluster binding
Source: RefSeq, a predicted model, not a curated record